This is a messenger RNA of Effrenium voratum, 1839 nucleotides long. Lineage: Eukaryota; Dinophyceae; Suessiales; Symbiodiniaceae. The record is from the annotation of a GenBank genome assembly.
AUGGCGGAGGGCAGCUUGACCAUGUUCACCAGCACGACCAGUGCAUCAGAGUCCAAGAAGAGCAAAAGCUACAAGACGGGAUGUGCACCAGCGCCGCCAGACGCCCACGGCGACCUCUUCCAAUCCGUCGCCAAGCACGAAGAAAUUGUGCACGGCCUGCGUGAGAGCAAGACGGAAGGAGCUGCUCCCGCCCUUGUGCAAAAGCAGAGAGAAACGGUGGUCAGUUCUCACUUGAUGCGCGCUCGCAAGCAAAAAGAAAGCUCGAAAGGUGGGGAGCAAUCUGGUUUGGGCGAACGCUAUCCAAGGAGAUGGUAUGACAGCUUCAUGCCUUUCCAGAUGCCCUUCGAAGACCGCGAGACGGUCAAAGAGGUGAUCGACCGAUUGGAGAAGGAGGGGAACGAAGCAGCCUGGAGAACAGAACGUCACGCAAGAGCAAUGGACAUCUCAGCAAUAAAGGCCGGCGGGCUGUCAUUUGCCCUGGUGAUACUCAUGUUGAUGGCGCUGCCUUUGCUUGAGCGUCUCAGAAUGGCGGGUGAGAUGUCUUCCUCGUGCUUUCAGUCUGAUGAUCCGAGAUGCGAAGUGCUUCCUUAUCCGAGGCUGGCCCUUUGGUGUGCACUGGCGAUUGUGGUGGCCUUCAAGCUGUGCUCCGUAGACAUGAGCCGCGGACCUUUUGGGGCAUUGCCGCAGAUCUUCGUCCCCGCCUUUGGACGAACCGCUUCGCAAGACUUUGUGCAGCAGGUUCGGAUGUCGAAGGCACGAGCCAAGGCGAUGGUCCGGGAGUUGCAGAGCAUUUACUCCGCCAAGUCCUUCCAGGCCAAGUUGCAAGAGAUCUUGGGCAAAGGCGAGGGUACCGAUGAGCUUCCGGCGCGAUGGGCCUGGGCUGAGAAGUUCCACAACGACAUCCUGGCCCAAUACGGCUUCGUGACCGGAGAUGGCAUGGAGCGCCUCAUCUCCCCGCUGUCUUUGAUCCUGAAGAGUUUCCCCGAAUGCCGCAGCGGCGUGGAGAAGAUUGCCGGGCUUCUGGGACUCAAGUCCUGGCCAGAGACGGAAGCCGCCGCGGAGCUCCCAGCCACCAAGGCAGAAGUGCCCCGUGUGGUGAGCCUGUCGAAAACGAGGGCCCUGGCGCUGCAAACGGAGUUGCUGGCAAGCUUCUCUGCUCCCAGUUUCCAGAAAAAGCUUUGUGAGUUGUCACGGAAGCAACUGGCGGAUGAGACUGGGAUGGGCAGUGAGGAUCCGGGCUAUACUUGGCAUGAUGCUUUGCGUCACUUGAUGAACGAAGAGCAGAUGGAGACUAUUGCAAGGUAUGGCUUUGAUGCUUCCAAGCAGGGCGUAGAGGAUGCGCUGUCUGCAUUGGACAAGUUGCGAGACGACCCAGAUGUGUUCGUGAAUGCCUUCGCCAUUGAAGAAGCUCUCCUGACCUACGCACAAGGGAGUCUUCUGGCGAAGAAGGCAGUCGGACACAUUGGCAACAAGCCAAACACCAAAUUCACCGUCGCCAGAUUGCUGCGCAAACAGCUGGCCGCCUUUGGUACUCCGAGCUUCCAGCAUGCAAUCGACCGACUCAAGAAGAAGGCCAACGUGGACGGCCAUUUCCACCUCGCCGGGCGAGCGGAGCUCGCCUUCUCGGUGCAGCGCCGCAUUCUGCCCUCCUUCGGCUUCCAGCCCUCGCGCUCCGGGGUGCUGGAGAUGGUGAGGCACUGCACCAUGUUCCUGGACGACGAGGAGAUCGGCGGGCUCUGGGAUGAUAUCAAUGCAAAGCUGGGAAUGACGCCGGAGGCUUGCCGCAGGUUCCGCGACGUAGCAGGCGGCUUUCGCAGCAAGCCCGCCCCCGACGCGUGA